Diaporthe citri is the source of this 696-nucleotide messenger RNA. RefSeq lists its product as uncharacterized. The transcript has 3 exons. Bases 1 to 696 code for a protein of 231 amino acids. The record is from RefSeq and is a predicted model, not a curated record. NCBI's taxonomy places the organism in Eukaryota, Fungi, Ascomycota, Sordariomycetes, Diaporthales, Diaporthaceae.
AUGAAUCGGCUCAGCGUUCUCAUACUCCUUCUCGGCGCUUUCGCCUCCUUGGCGGUCGCAGCGUCGGCACCGACAUUCUGCAAAUGUACCUGCUUCACCAACAGCACAAUCAUAGAAAUCAAGCCAAAGUCCUCCACAGGCAGCUCGCCAUCGAGACCCCCCUCGCAGCACCAACCCCCAUCCGAGGGUACCACCGACCCAGACGACAAGGACGACGACAACGCGGGAGAUGAUCAGGACGCCCUGGGCGGUGCAGACUUUGAGAGCGCCAUCGCCGACUCAGGCGAGGGCGAGAACGGGAGGCGGCUGGCCCGCCGCGCGCAGGGCAGCUCCUCGUCGCCGUCCUGCAGCCAGUGCAACCGGAGCUUCUGCCUGUCGCAGUCGCUGCCGAUCUGCAGGGGCGCCGCCGACAAGGACGUGACGACCAUGUGCUUCCAGCGCGACAGCCGCAAGGACCAGUUCAUCAAGGCCGUCGACCAGCGGCAGAGGGGGGCCGGGCUCGGCGGGAUUCCUGGGAUCGGGGGUGGCGGUCGUGCCGGUGCUGGUGGUGCUGGUGCUCCGCCCAGGGGACGGAGGGAGGGCGGCAUCCUGCCUCUUGGCCGGGGCGGGCUGGGCUCGACUGGGACGGAUGGUGGGCGCGGGGCAUAUGCGGCUGUUGCUGGCCAUAGUCGAGAGAGCAGUCUCCAGACGAACUAG